Molecule: messenger RNA, 1227 nt
Organism: Pogona vitticeps (central bearded dragon)
Lineage: Eukaryota; Metazoa; Chordata; Lepidosauria; Squamata; Agamidae
Source: RefSeq, a predicted model, not a curated record
AUGAGGGAGCUCCGGAGGCUGAAGAUAUUCAGGCACUAUUACCCACUUAGCCAUGAGGUGGAAGCCAGGGCAGGCGGCAAAAAAAGACUCAGCCAGUAUGGAAUCUUCAUCUGUCAAGAUUCUUUCAAGGAUCUUAAGUUUCCUCAUCGGUGUCUUAAUGUUCAUUGCGUUCACAAUAUUCCACCUGGGGCCCUCACAAAAGAUAUUCAGGAUUAUGAUCUGGCGGCAAAAAAAGACUCAGCCAGUAUGGCAUCUUCAUCUGUCAAGAUUCUUUCAAGGAUCUUAAGUUUCCUCAUCGGUGUCUUAAUGUUCAUUGCGUUCACAAUAUUCCACCUGGGGCCCUCACAAAAGAUAUUCAGGAUUAUGAUCUGGUUCAAACAUCAAAAAAGGGCUGUGAAGGUGAAAUAUGUUGAGUGUAAUGACUACAGAUUCUGUUACUUCUCUCGUGGACAGCCUGGACUCCAGCCAUCCCUGUUGAUGCUUCAUGGAUUUUUAUUCAGUAAAGACAUGUGGCUAAAUGCAAUCAAACUGUUUCCUAAGGACCUCCACUUGGUUUGUGUCGACAUGCCUGGUCAUGGUGAAACUACUUGCUUGGAAGAAGAAAAUUACGCAGCAGCUGCACAGGCUGAAAAGAUACACCAGUUUGUUGAGUGUAUUGGUCUGAACAGACAGCCUUUCCAUCUGGUUGGCAUCUCCAUGGGCGGAAUGGUUGCUGGCCUUUAUGCUGCCCUUUAUCCAUCUGAUGUCUGCUGUUUGUCCCUCCUUUGCCCAGCCGGCCUGAGGUUUCCAGCAGGGAAUGGUCCAAUGAAGCAGUUGAAGAAGCGGGCACACUCUACUAAGCCACAUUCAUUUCUGAAGCUUGGCUUCUACAAUCCUAGCCUAACAAAUGUCCAGCUCUUAAAAGGAUACCUUGAAGCUUCAAAGCUCAAUGCGUCUUUUUGUGUAAAAUAUUUUUUAGAUAUCUCUAGUCCUACAUCCAAGCACAGCCUUCAUGACAACCUGAACAAGAUCAAGGCUCCCACCCAGAUCAUUUGGGGAAAGAAUGACCAGGUAAUUGACCCUUCUGGAGCAGAAAUUUUGGGCAACGCUAUUGCUAACUCUCAGGUGCAUAUGGUGGAGAAAUGUGGACACUUCAUAGUGUUAGACAGGCCCAGAAGAUCAGCAAAACUCCUCUUGGAAUUCUACCAGUCAGUCUGUGGCCCACUGGAGAAUAAGCUGUGGGGAUAA